UCCUGACAAGCACGCACCUGGUAUGUAAAACGGAUCGUGAUAGUUUCAAGAGUUAUAGGAACGGACGUUGUAGGUUUCGCAAGGAGUCAAGGACUAUCUCCAUGUACUUGUUGCGCUGACCAAAGUUUGACAGAAGUAAUGACAGGCCCGAAGAAGCCAGUUGUCUGCACCGACCACAAAAUUCCGCUCAACCGAACGCGCAGCACCGCCUUGCUCGCAUCAAAAGAUACCAGCUGUAGUGUUCCUCAGCCACCACCGAUGAAACAACACAUAGCAGCAGCGAUGUACAACGACUCGUUCCAAAAAAAAGCGAAGAAAAGAACAGUAUACUGCUGCCCGUAUAAGUUUUGCACAAAGUCAUAUCAAGCUAGAGCCUGGCUCUUCAAGCAUAUUCGCAAGGAACACUAUGCUGCGUUUCCUGAGUGCAAACCCUCAAUCCGUUGCAUUUUUCUGACAAACUCUGGCAAGAUAAUCGACUUUAAAGAAAAAUCACGCGGUGCUGUCGUGGAUGGCGAAGAAAUUUAUUCUGAACCACAUCCGCAAUAACCACUAUGCCGACCUUCCGACCUUCCUUGAGUUCCAGAUACUCAAUUUCA
Zychaea mexicana is the source of this 596-nucleotide messenger RNA. RefSeq lists its product as uncharacterized. The record is from RefSeq and is a predicted model, not a curated record. Lineage: Eukaryota; Fungi; Mucoromycota; Mucoromycetes; Mucorales; Lichtheimiaceae. Bases 139 to 546 code for a protein of 135 amino acids. The transcript is spliced from 5 exons.